AUGAACGUCACCCUGAACCGCAUUGUGUCGUGGAGCAGCAAGUGGCCAGUAAAAUUUGCCCCAAACAAAACACAAAUGUCAAUCAUCUCAAGGUCGAGGACGCCCCUCCAACUCAGCCUUGAGGGGCAAGCUAUACGGCGGCAAGACGAGAUGGAUGUACUGGGGGUCACAUAUGACUCCGCGCUGACCUUCAGGCACUACAUAGAGCGUCUAGCCAGGAAGGCCUCGGGUAAGCUGGCGUCACUCAGAAGGAUGUCGUGGCUCCUUGACGACAAAGGCCUGGAGAUCUUAUACAAGGCUAAAGUUCGUUCCUCCCUGGAGUACUCGAGCCUUGCUUGGGGAGGAGAGGCGACCAGGCAUCUUUCCCUCCUGGACAGGGUACAGACUCGGGCAGUGAGGCUCAUAAAGGACAGUGGGGACAGAAAUGAGCCAAAGCUUCACUCCCUUCAACAUCGCAGGGACGUAGCGGGCCUCGUAGUGAUAUACAAAAUACAACAGCGAAUCCUGCAUCUCCAAGCUCUCCGCCAGCCCCUGCGGCGGGCACAAGUGACCACCCGGGCUGUCACUUUAAUGCCUGCUGAAUUAUUUCAGUGUCGAUGCCGCACUUGGCACCAUCAACGCCAGUACGUCCAUCAUUAUGGUAAACUAUGGAACACCUUAAUUGCUGCACAGAUAGACUCCAGUAAAAUGAAUCUGCAGUAA
This is a messenger RNA of Scylla paramamosain (green mud crab), 702 nucleotides long. RefSeq lists its product as uncharacterized. Lineage: Eukaryota; Metazoa; Arthropoda; Malacostraca; Decapoda; Portunidae. Bases 1 to 702 code for a protein of 233 amino acids. The transcript has a single exon. The record is from RefSeq and is a predicted model, not a curated record.